Messenger RNA from Panicum virgatum (switchgrass), 1209 nucleotides. Its product is annotated as 6,7-dimethyl-8-ribityllumazine synthase, chloroplastic-like. NCBI's taxonomy places the organism in Eukaryota, Viridiplantae, Streptophyta, Magnoliopsida, Poales, Poaceae. The record is from RefSeq and is a predicted model, not a curated record. The transcript has 8 exons. Bases 263 to 919 code for a protein of 218 amino acids. Gene Ontology annotation, cellular component: intracellular anatomical structure; riboflavin synthase complex. Gene Ontology annotation, molecular function: 6,7-dimethyl-8-ribityllumazine synthase activity. Gene Ontology annotation, biological process: riboflavin biosynthetic process.
AAAUUUUGCCCCAAUGAUCAAAUAUAUUUUGGCUUCAACUUAUAAUUGGCCUCGUUGGAUAGUAUAGCUACCAUCGCGCGAUUGAUAUGAACCCGUGAUUUUUGAGUUCCAAAAGGAAAGAAAACAUUUCAAAAGGGGGGAAGAGAAGCAAGAAAGAAAAGUCGCCUCCCACAGAGGCGCAUCGCUGACAUCCGCGCUCACAAGGGUCGUCGAGUUCUCGAGUGGAGUAGCCACCGGUCGUCCCCAACGUCAGGCGGCGGCGAUGGCGGCUCCUCCCGCGCCGCCCCACGCCGCCGCGAGCCCCCGCGCGGCGCGGCUGCCCGGCGCCGCUUGUCCGCGCCCGUUGAGAGCCGCCGGCUUCUUCCCCUCCCGCCCGCGGCCGGCGGCGCUGGCCGCACGCGCCGGCGCGGGGCCCUCGCGGUGCCUGGCCGCCCCCGCCGCGGCGCACCGGAGCAAGCUGAUGGGGUCGCUGACCAACGCCGAGGGGCUCAGGUUCGGAGUGGUUGUGGCAAGAUUCAACGAGGUUGUUACAAACUUGUUGCUGCAGGGAGCCCUGGAGACAUUCGAGCGGUACUCUGUCAAACCAGAAGAUAUAACAGUUGUUAGUGUUCCUGGAAGCUUUGAAGUUCCUAUAACAGCACAACAGCUUGGGAAGUCUGGAAAAUUUGAUGCGGUUCUAUGCAUUGGAGCUGUGAUUAGAGGUGACACAACCCACUAUGAUGCUGUUGCAAACUCAGCUGCAUCAGGGGUACUCAAUGCUGGAUUAUCUGCCAGUAUUCCUUGCAUAUUUGGUGUUCUAACUUGUGAAGACAUGGACCAGGCGCUAAACCGGGCUGGUGGCAAGGCUGGAAACAAGGGCGCUGAAGCUGCUAUCACUGCUAUUGAGAUGGCCUCUCUGUUUAGGCAUCACUUAUGCUGAAGCUCCGUUCUGGUUUCUGCAAGGAGACAAACCUCUCCGAUAGUCUUGGCUAGUAGGUUUUUUUUUUGCAACAGUCUUAGGGUUUAGGCUGCUGUUCUAAUGUCCAGAUCUGUUGUUCCGGGUGCUGAUUGGUUGCUUCCUUGAUCCCUUCCAUAUGAUCGGCAAAACACACGUUGUUUGUCUGAAAUUCUGGCGCUACAAAUCAUUGUCACAAAGUAGGAAACAUGGUCAUGGAUAAAGCUGCAUAUAUUUACUGUCUUUUUUUAAUGGAUAGACGAGAAUUUUGUACU